This is a messenger RNA of Liolophura sinensis, 2005 nucleotides long. RefSeq names its product cadherin-related family member 1-like. NCBI's taxonomy places the organism in Eukaryota, Metazoa, Mollusca, Polyplacophora, Chitonida, Chitonidae. The coding region runs from base 66 to 1598 and encodes 510 amino acids. Gene Ontology annotation, molecular function: calcium ion binding; beta-catenin binding; cadherin binding. The record is from RefSeq and is a predicted model, not a curated record. The transcript has 13 exons. Gene Ontology annotation, cellular component: plasma membrane; catenin complex. Gene Ontology annotation, biological process: homophilic cell-cell adhesion; multicellular organism development; cell migration.
CCCAACACUCGGGUAAGGAACAUAUUAUCCUGAAAUUUGACUGCCAACACCAGUAACGCACGCGGAUGGACACAAUGGCGCAUGUCUGGAUGGUCUGUAUCGGCUAUUUUCUUUGCUGUAUUUCAGAAGCUCAAGGUAACAACCCUCCACGAUUGGUCAGCUUUGAUGGUUUUGCACAGGCCAAAGAGAAUGCAGCAAGAGGUAUACUGAUCAAGACAAUAACGGCCACAGACGCAGAUGGCCCCAAUGAGAUCACCUUUGAAGUGGACCACAACAGCCCUGAGACUCAGAACCUUGUGUAUCUGGGGACUCCCAGGGGGACCAGCACUUCAGGGCGUUCUGUGGAUGUGUUCCUCAACGUGAACAACCUGGACAGGGAUUAUGACCCUCCAGAGAGAAACUUGCGCUUUGUGAUCCGUGAUGGGGUAAACAACCCUGUGUAUGCUUCUAUGACUCUGUUCAUUCAAGAUGUUAACGAUGAGGUGCCCCAGUUUAGGGGAACCCCUUACAGAGCCAGCAUCAGUGAGGAUGCCCCGAACGGCACUUUGGUCUUUGAUGGGACACAGACUGUGGAUCCAGAUACAGGAAUAGGAGGAAGUGUUUCUUAUUCUCUUGAGUUGACAGAUGAGGCUUACAGGUCGACCUUCAGAACUACACCUUAUCAAGGUCAUAUCUACCUAAACGGUACUUUGGAUUUCGAGAAGCACAACUUUUACCAGUUACAGCUGACUGCCACGGAUGGCGGAGGUCUAAACGCUACCACUGAUGUCAUCAUCACCGUCGAAGAUGUCCAGGAUACCAAGCCUUAUUUUGCUAACACACCUUACACAACGGUCAUCCUAGAGAACGCCACAAUAGGCACACCAGUUAUUUCUGUGUUAGCCAUGGAUGGAGAUCGCGGUGUACCAAAUCCCAUAGCGUAUCGCUUCUUGAACUAUUCCAGAAGUGAUUUCCGUAUUGAUGCGUCUACAGGAAGGAUCACUGUAAAUGACAAGCUUGACAGUAAUCUACCAGAGCUGCUCGAUCAGGGAAGCGUGUUUGAUUUGACUGUCGAGGCCAAAGAGGCUGUUGCGCCAGGCCAAAUGCAGAAAGGGGAGACAACUGCUACGAUGUUGGUGUUGAUCACUGUGCAAGAUGUUAAUGACCACGCUCCAGAGUUUGACAGGUCCUUGUACAGCGCGUCUAUUCUGAAGAACGCACGGAAGGGCACUCCCAUUCAGCUGGAUGUGUCAGAACUUAUCUAUGUCCAAGAUAAGGAUCAGGGGAUGAAUUCAAAAUUCACCAUAACACUCGAGAAAGAUGGCCAUCCUUACUAUGUAUUCAGCCCUCAGCCCCGAGUUGUCUUCCACGAGUCUUCCAUCACGCUGAAAGUGAACUCCAGCACUGAGCUCGCUCAGGAUGGAAACUCACAUCUCAACUUUACGAUCGUUGCCAUGGAAACCGCUACACCAGACAUGCUCUCUGGCUCAGCUCUUGUUCACGUGACAAUCCUUGACAGUGAGGUGACCUUUCCGCAGUGUCCCGGGAAUAGAGUGAUCAGCACAAGCACUGAGACUGAGCACAAUGGCAAUAUUAACAUUACCGUUAUCAUUAAUUAAACUAUGUACAUGUCUUACUACAAUCUAACUCACCAGUCACAUAGAGGAAGAGGGAACUGCGCGCGUAUUAGGGCAUAAGGAAACGUUUUAUGUAACCUUUUCUCCAAAACUUUCGAGCAUUUGUAAAUGGAAGAGUAAGUUUUCAAAUUUCACAGUUUAGAAGUCAACCGGAUACAAUAUCAAAGUCAAAUUCCUAAAGAAUAGUAUUAGCAGAACAACCGAUUGAAAAUAUAUAAAUAAUUUUAACCUGGAAAUCACCGGUUUCCAAUGAUAUCGCAACAGUUUGUACUCUAAGCUAAAGUUUAAACCAUAUAUGUUUGUAAUGCCGUAAAGGUGAGAACGGACCCAGGAUUAACGCCUUAUUGGUGUUCAUAUAUUCUUAUGGCUGUAUGUAAUAAAUUCUUCAC